UGAUCUUUGUCUCUUUUCGCAACAACACUCUCGUCUGCAUAUCGGCUCUAGAUAACCUCUAUAGAACUUGUUUCAUCUUCUACUACGAGCGGGCGCCUUGUGCGCACUGCAAUUUCCACCAUGACUUCUUACAACCCCCGAGAUUCCGUCUUCAAUCAGCCUAAACCCGUCGUCCAUCUUCCGCAAGACCUCCUACAAUCCAUCACCAAGGCCGUGCAACCCUACCCGAUCCCGGAAGGAAAGAAGUACGAAUAUGGUACCGCUGGUUUUCGGAUGAAAGCCAAUACUGGCCUGGAUCAUGUCAUGUUCACAGUCGGUCUCACGGCCGCAGCUCGGUCAAAAAAGCGCAAUGCCACAAUCGGUAUCAUGAUCACAGCCAGCCACAAUCCAGCCGACGACAACGGAGUCAAGUUGGUCGAUCCUAUGGGCGAUAUGCUCGAGCAAUCCUGGGAACAAUGUGCGACCACCCUAGCCAACACACCCAACGAUGGACUUGCAAAGGCAUACGAAGAGCUGGUCAACGAGACACUUGUGGAUGAGAUCCGUCAACUUCACGAACGUGCCGCAAAGGUUGUCUUUGCCCGCGACACCCGCGCCUCAGGACCCUACCUAGUCACUGCGCUCAAGGCUGCGCUGGACGCCGUCAAGGUCGAGUACACUGAUUAUGGUAUCAUGACGACUCCUCAACUGCACUACAUUGUUCGCUGUGUCAAUACUAUGAACACUCCAUACGCCUUUGGUGAACCGACUGAGCAGGGUUACUAUGAGAAGAUGGCCAAUGCUUUCAAGACGCUGAUGUAUGGACGAAACAUCCAAGGCUCGGUGACUGUCGACUGUGCCAACGGUGUUGGUGGACCCAAGUUGAAAGAGUUGAUCAAAUAUCUUCCGAGUGCAAAAGAAGGCGGAAUCGACAUCAAGGUUGUCAACGAUGACGUUGUUAGGCCAGAAGCUCUCAAUUUCGAGUGCGGAGCGGACUAUGUGAAAACCAAGCAACGAGCACCACCUAGUUCAAACGCUCAGCCAGGAGACCGAUGCUGCUCACUCGACGGCGAUGCUGAUCGUAUCGUUUACUACUACACGGAUGAGCAGAAAACCUUCCACCUUUUGGAUGGUGAUCGAAUUGCCACCCUAGGAGCGGUUUUCUUGGCUGAUAUGACUCGAGUCGCUGGAAUAGACAGCAAGGUCAAGAUUGGACUCGUCCAAACUGCAUAUGCCAACGGUGCUGCUACGGAGUACGUGGAGAAGGUCUUAAAACUACCUGUCACCAUCACGCCAACCGGUGUCAAGCAUCUUCACCAUGCUGCGGCACGUUACGACAUCGGUGUAUACUUUGAGGCGAAUGGACAUGGUACAGUCUUGUUCUCAGACAACGCCAUCAAAGUGAUCAAAGAAUCCGAGCCAAAGUCUCCCGGGCAGAAACAUGCACUUGACUCGCUCCGUGCUUGUGUUGACCUGAUCAACCAAGCCGUGGGCGACGCCAUUUCAGACAUGCUCUUCGCCGAGGUAGUCCUCGCCCACAAGACUUGGACCCUCGAGAACUGGCGCAACACCUACAUCGACCUGCCCAAUCGUCUGGUACGAAUCGAGGUCCGUGACCGAUCCAUGUUCAAGACGACGGACGCGGAGCGCAAGCUGGAGUCGCCCAAGGGUGCUCAAGAGGAGAUUGACAAACUUUGUCAGAUGUACGUCAAGGGACGAGCGUUCGCCAGAGCUUCGGGCACGGAAGAUGCGGUUCGCGUCUACGCCGAGGCCCAUUCCAAGACCGAAGCGGACAAGCUGGCCCAGCAGGUCUCGGAGGUCGUUCGCAAAUACGGGGUCUAGAAGAUCCACGAACAGCCCGACGGUCUGCUCGUUGGGUACGAGAUAUUGUCUUGGAAAAUACGUCCUCGUGGACACACCACGUGAUGACUUGUUUGUUGAUGAUGAAUGAAACCGAGAGCAGGCUCGAAUGGAUGGAUGGGAUUGCUUAGCAUGUUCUCUUACCCCUGGGCAUUGGGAUGGACGGGAUUGAUUGAUUUUGAUCAUUGCUCACUCACUCAUUGACCGGCGUCUCAGGGAGGUGUUGCAUAGUCCGGGUAGCCACUGGAUGGCGCGCAUUAUCUCACGGUCAAGGGUACAUAGGUACCUACUCUGUAAACGUGAGAACCACACGGAAAAAAGUUGUUUGUUUUGUCCAUUUUAGAACCAAAAAAAAGGAGAAACCAAGAAACCAAGAAACCAAGAAAUUGCCCUCGAA
This is a messenger RNA of Exophiala oligosperma, 2236 nucleotides long. RefSeq lists its product as uncharacterized. The coding region runs from base 121 to 1821 and encodes 566 amino acids. Gene Ontology annotation, molecular function: magnesium ion binding; phosphoacetylglucosamine mutase activity. The record is from RefSeq and is a predicted model, not a curated record. The transcript is spliced from 6 exons. Gene Ontology annotation, biological process: UDP-N-acetylglucosamine biosynthetic process; carbohydrate metabolic process. Lineage: Eukaryota; Fungi; Ascomycota; Eurotiomycetes; Chaetothyriales; Herpotrichiellaceae.